AUGAGCUAUAGUUAUUUUAAGUAUUUUGCUAUAGGCUCUACUAUAGUUGGAAUAUGCGCUUUUAUUUUGAGACCAAAACUAGCAGCAUGAUGGGAAAAGCGUAAAAAUAAGCAAAACAAAAAGCUAAUGGGCUCUAGAGAUUAUCAAGAACUAGAAAAAUGGGCUUUUGUAAAUCAAUCCUCUAGGAAGAGCGGAAUUCCUAACUAUGGAAAUACCUGCUAUUUAAAUUCUGUGAUCCAAGUUCUUUCGAGCACUCCAAGUUUUGUAGAUUUCAUAUCAAAAUCUAAAGCCAUUUUAUUCAUAAAUUUAUCAAAAAUUUUUGAUCUUAUGUUUACCCGUACCUCAUCAAGCAGUUUUAAACCAAGAAUUAUACAAUUUUUAAAAUAUAUUAAAAUUUCAAUGUUGUCCAUUACGACCAUUAGCUAACUGAUUCAGCCAAAAUUGGCUUUUCAAGUUUAAGCCCAAAAGUGGUAAAAACCAGGCAAGUUAGCAUACAUUAACAUUAACAUUACUUAGAGUAUUUAGCGUGUUUCUCUAGCUCCGCAAGUGAUUUAGCAAAGCCAUAAGGGCUCACCCAGUAGACACCAAUUGGUGACAUCACCAUUUUUAUCGGGUCGACGGACCAUCCUAAGCAAGUGACUGCCAAUUGGCUGCCAGAUCUCACGGCUGCGUUACCUCGCUCAAAACUUGACUCUUCCACGUUGUGCAGCCUUUGGGUCUCCCUCCUCGGGAGUGUCAAACUGUAAAACCCUGCGCCCACCAAGCAUCCAAGGAUCAGGCCAGGAGGCUGUGCACUCCUCCUAUUGCUUACCUGAUAUUGCUGGAUAAGGUCUCACUGGGAAAACUGACCUCUAUAAUAAUAAAAUUGCAAAGGAGAGAAAAUUCCUCAAAGAGACUUCUCUCGACGACACCAUUUUAUUAUUAUUAUGGCAAGUUAGCAUACAUUUAAUAAAGAAUUUCCUAUGGUAAACAAUAUUUAG
Messenger RNA from Blepharisma stoltei, 980 nucleotides. The record is from the annotation of a GenBank genome assembly. NCBI's taxonomy places the organism in Eukaryota, Ciliophora, Heterotrichea, Heterotrichida, Blepharismidae.